This is a messenger RNA of Chiloscyllium plagiosum (whitespotted bambooshark), 657 nucleotides long. NCBI's taxonomy places the organism in Eukaryota, Metazoa, Chordata, Chondrichthyes, Orectolobiformes, Hemiscylliidae. The record is from RefSeq and is a predicted model, not a curated record.
GUAACACUGGGGUACAGUACAUGUGGGGCCGGUUCUGUCCCUGUGCUGUCUGACGGCCUCGCUCUCUCCAUCCCUGUCUCAGACCCUCGGAUGCUGACUGCUAUGAUGAAGGGGAAUCUCACCAACGUGCUUCCCAUGAUCCUGAUCGGGGGCUGGAUAAACUGGGCCUUUUCUGGAUUUGUCACCACCAAGAUCCCGUUCCCUCUGACGCUGCAGUUCAAGCCCAUGUUGCAGAGAGGAAUCGAACUGGUCUCCCUCGACGCUGCCUGGGUCAGCUCUGCUUCCUGGUAUUUCCUGAACGUCUUUGGGCUGCGCAGUCUGUACUCCCUGCUGCUGGGCCAGGACAACGCUGCCGAUCACUCUCGUUCCCUCCCCCACCAGAUAACGGGCAGUGCCAGGUCUGCACCACCUGAUACCAACAGAGCUUUCAAGGCUGAGUGGGAGGCUUUAGAGAUUGUGGAUCACAAGUGGGCCCUGGACGGUGUAGAGGAUGAACUGAUGGCCAGGGAUUUGAACUUUGAAGAAUUUUACAGCUCAGACUGCCCUCGGAACACGUUCUGAGCGCUGUCUCGCACUCGCUACAGCUCCCACAUCCUGAUCACUCAUUUCAAUCAGGCGAGCCUUACACUUCAAUAAAGAUCCAUGUGUCAUCUGCAA